Messenger RNA from Cherax quadricarinatus, 474 nucleotides. The record is from RefSeq and is a predicted model, not a curated record. NCBI's taxonomy places the organism in Eukaryota, Metazoa, Arthropoda, Malacostraca, Decapoda, Parastacidae.
GAAGAACGCUAGGUUUUAGAGAGGACGAUACAAGGUUUGAGACGACAACUUGAAAGACCACAGUCUGAGGUUAGGAUGACGACGUCCUCAGACUUGGCAUCGUGUGCGUCAAUGAAGGUACUGAACCUGAAGCAGGAUCCCGGUUUGAAGGACGCCAUGGACGCCGAUGCUCUCUCACUCUCCAAGCUUCUUCAGACCUCCAUGUUGAGGAUGACCGGAGAGUUCCUGAACGAGGUGGCUGGCACUGUUGACUACUUGGCAUUUAGGCUCUCGCAGGAUUACAGGCAGUACGGUGUCUUGGCCAGCAGACUACAGGACGUGGACGUAUCUAAGCUUAACAACAACCAAAGGAUGGCCUUCUUCAUCAGUAUCCUUUUAUUGUUCUAUCUAUAUUUGGUAACCUGUCAUUUAUGCUAAACAUUGUGUCGUGAUCAAAGGCAUAAGUUGAUAUUAAAGUUGUGGUGUUAUGAAUGG